Messenger RNA from Vespa mandarinia (Asian giant hornet), 930 nucleotides. RefSeq lists its product as uncharacterized. The record is from RefSeq and is a predicted model, not a curated record. NCBI's taxonomy places the organism in Eukaryota, Metazoa, Arthropoda, Insecta, Hymenoptera, Vespidae.
AACAUGAAAAAUCACACAAGUUCGAGAGGGUGUUCUCGGUUAUUUUAGUGAAAUCACUUUCUUUAGUAGAUUGUAGAAUGAGAUAGUGUUUGGUGGAACAUGGUGUCUAGUUGCUCCUCGCGCUAUAGUAUUUAGAAGACUAAGCCUUUCUGCUGGGAACAUGUUGUGAUCCCUUAGAUUUUUCAGGUCUUGUUGGGAGUAAAUUCUGCUCGUCUUCAAGUGUUAUAUGGCCAGGAACGAUAUUAUUUGUAAUCGUAGACAAUCCCGAAUAUAUCAAAUCCAAAUAUUACUGAUAAGAGCGAGGAAUAUGAAAAAUUUAAACCUUUUGUGGGGAAUGGUUUGUUAACUGCUCCAGAGUAGCGAAACUUCAGCCGUAACCAUUAGCUUUGUUCUCUUAAUGCUUGCAACAUACCCGGAAAUUCAAGUACGCAUGUAUAUGAGGAAGUUAAUCGAAUUUACCGCACGGACGAUCCAAAAUAUGUUCCAAUGACAUAUAAUGAUAUUAAAAGUAUGAAACUUUUGGAAUGUGUGAUCAAGGAAACGUUACGUCUUCGCAUAUCCAGUCAUCGCCCGGAGGGUGACGCAAGAUAUAGAAGAAGCGCAAAAUAUUGGCCAUUACUAUUCGAUCCCGAUAGCUUCCUAUCGAAAAAGAAUUGUUCUACAUAUUUCUUUCCAUUUAGUUACAGUCGAAGAAAUUGCAUAGGUCAAAAUUUUGCUAUGCUAAAUAUGACAAUAAUCAUUGUUACGCUGAUAAGAAGACUUUUAAUUAAAAUUGCGUCAUACACGAAGUUCAUGAAAUAACUAUAUCAUGUGAAUUUUGGUAUUCUAAUCCUAUAUACAUAUUCUUCCUUUUCUCUUCUCAUUCUAUUUCAUAUCAUCCUCUCUCUCUCUCUCUCUCUCUCACACACACACACACACACACACAUUCUU